Xenopus tropicalis (tropical clawed frog) is the source of this 1061-nucleotide messenger RNA. It is a transcript of the gene pebp1.2, whose product is annotated as phosphatidylethanolamine binding protein 1, gene 2. The record is from RefSeq and is marked provisional. Gene Ontology annotation, cellular component: cytoplasm. NCBI's taxonomy places the organism in Eukaryota, Metazoa, Chordata, Amphibia, Anura, Pipidae.
CUGCUGUCUGUUAGUGCUCACCUGCCAGACAUGCCGGUGGACGUAUCCCAGUGGAAUGGGGCUCUAGCCCUAAAUGAGGUUGAGGAGAAGCCAGCGCAGCCGCUGCUAGUGACAUAUGGCUCACUGGGGAUAGACGAGCUGGGCCAAGUGCUGACACCUACCCAGGUUCAGAGCCGCCCAUCAAGCAUUGAGUGGGAAGGAAUGGAUAGCACUAAGCUUUACACUUUGGUUCUCACUGACCCUGAUGCACCAAGUAGGAAGAAUCCAAAAUUCAGGGAAUGGCAUCACUUCCUUGUAGUGAACAUGAAAGGAAAUAACAUUAAUAGUGGCUGUGUCUUAUCUGAUUACGUUGGCUCUGGACCACCAAAAGGAACUGGUCUGCAUCGUUAUGUUUGGCUGGUUUAUGAACAGACUGAGGAACUGAAGUGUACUGAGAGAGUUCUGUGCAACCGCUCCGGGGAGCAUAGAGGAAUGUUCAAGGUGGCGUCAUUUCGUCAGAAGUAUAAGCUGGGAACCCCUGUUGCAGGGAAUUGCUACCAGGCUGAGUGGGAUGAUUAUGUCCCCAAACUGUAUGAACAACUGUCAUCAUAAAAUUCCUUGUUCUUGAAACAAGGCCUGCAGAAUGAAGGAAUCUUGCUUAACAAAGGAAAAAGUUACUCUUCACUAACCUUAAACACAUUUCAUUGCUAUAUUCACUAAUAAACUUUGUAGGCCUUGCCCACAAUACUGACUUACAUUCUUAUCAGAUUCAAACCUACUUACUGAAUGUGAUACAGUCCAACUGACAUGAAACCCCUACCUCAACCGAGUAUUUGGGGAAUAUCAAACCUUGCGCUUCAUUGCUAUGAAUAAUUAUUUGGCCCAUGUAUAUGUUUAAUGUUAUGAUAUGUUUAAACUAUGUAGCAACAGCCAAUGGCAGUGAAAUUGUUACUGCAUUUUAUUCAACUGAAAUGUUGACAAACUAUACUUUGUGAUAGCGUCACAUUUCAAUACAUACUACUUAGUGGCAUUUAAUUGUAUGCUUUAUGAUCCAAAGUAUUCCUUUGUGUAGUUAAAAAAAA